This is a messenger RNA of Macroventuria anomochaeta, 3208 nucleotides long. Its product is annotated as glycoside hydrolase family 47 protein. Gene Ontology annotation, cellular component: Golgi membrane; endoplasmic reticulum. The coding region runs from base 1 to 3042 and encodes 1013 amino acids. Gene Ontology annotation, molecular function: calcium ion binding; mannosyl-oligosaccharide 1,2-alpha-mannosidase activity. The record is from RefSeq and is a predicted model, not a curated record. Gene Ontology annotation, biological process: carbohydrate metabolic process; N-glycan processing. The transcript has 2 exons. Lineage: Eukaryota; Fungi; Ascomycota; Dothideomycetes; Pleosporales; Didymellaceae.
AUGUUCCGUAUGAGGAGAUACCGAGUGUUCCUCGUCUUCGCGGUCAUUGCAGUACUGGCGGUAUACAGGUUUGGGACGUCGGGCGCAACAUGGCGGGAAGCUGCAUCGAGUGCAGCGGGACGGCUAGAAGACGUAGCUGAAGACGCGGUGCAAUACAUCCACAAGCCCAACGUUGUCGCGCAGGAAACGAGGAAGCUGGAGGUCGAUGUACCAGCUGCAACGAGAAAGGCUCCUCUACAGACACCACCGCCUCCAGCCGCGCCCCUCAACGGUCCUGCAGGCAGGAAGUCGUCCACAGCGCCCGCAUCGAGCCCCGCCGUCACACCAAAGCUGCCGCAGCAGCACCUCCCUACUAUUCCCACGCCUGCCCACGGCCAACCGCACGGCCAACCACACGGCCAACCACACGGCCAACCAGCGGAUGCCAUUCCCCCAGAGUCGUUGAGCGUCGAGCCGGUGUACUGGUCGAAGCUGCCCGAGAACUUCCCUGUUCCUUCGCAGUCAAUGAGUAAGCUGCCAGCUGGCCAAUCAAAGCCAAUCAAGAAGAUACAAUUCGACUUCAGGCCCGAGACGGCAGAGGCGAGAGCUGCACGCACCGCAAAGCUCGACACAAUCAGGAACGUCUUCAAGAAGUCGUGGAAGGGAUACAGGGAGCUUGCGUGGGAGCAUGACGAACUCAAGCCCGUGUCUGGCGAGUUCAAGGACCCGUUUGCGGGCUGGCGCGCAACCCUGGUGGAUGCUCUGGAUACAUUGUGGAUCAUGGGUUUGAAGGAGGAGUUCGCCGAUGCCGUCAAAGCUGUCUCCACGAUCGACUUCACUACCACCUCGCGCGCCGACAUCCCGUUAUUUGAGACGACGAUUCGAUACCUCGGCGGGCUGCUGGCAGCGUACGACGUCAGCGGGAAUCAGCACAAGAUCCUUCUCGACAAGGCAGUCGAGCUUGCAGAGGUUCUGUACAGCGCGUUUGAUACGCCGAAUCGCAUGCCGGAGACGUACUACUAUUGGAGGUCGCAGUUUGCGUCUAAUGCUCAUCGCGCAGGCACUCGAGUGGUUUUGGCUGAGAUUGGAUCGCUCUCGAUGGAGUUCACGAGGCUCGCGCAACUGACUGGAGACCACAAGUACUACGAUGCGAUUGCGCGCAUCACCGACCAUUUGGAGGAAUUUCAGAACAACACGAGGCUCCCAGGCAUGUGGCCGACGUAUCUGGAUGCUUCAGGCUGUAAGAUGGUGGCUAUCGAUGUGCCUGCGCCUGCGCCAGUGCCUGCGCCUUUGAAUAGCCCUCCAGAAGAUAGUCUGACGCCAAGCAACCCGAAACCUACACCCACACCCACGCCAACUGAGCACCUUUCGCCAGACGGCAAGAAGAUGAUUCCGCUCGAUCUGCCUGACCCCAUCGUGCUCACACCAAACGGUGUAAACCCAACCUGGGUGCCACCAAAGCAAGGCUUGGACGACCCCAUGCUUGCUGCGCUGGGUAACGCUGCGAAGAUGUCUGCAUUGCCCGCACUUGAACGGCGACAGUUGGAUCCCGACAGGAGGACGCCUCCAAACACGGCGGGUGGUCUGGAAGCUGAUCUGCUGGCGCUUCAGAAAGAGAACAUGGACAUGAUCAAGUUUGAUGCAGCUUCGUCAACUGGCCUGGCCGUGCCUGCCGCUCCCACGUGCAGCCGGCAAGGAUUUGCGUCUAGCUCGAACUACGGUCGCGAAGAGUACACGCUUGGAGGCAUGUCUGACUCUACGUACGAAUACCUUCCUAAGCAGUGGCUGCUCCUCGGCGGCCAAAUCGAAAAGUACCGCACCAUGUACGAAUGGUCAAUGGACGUGGUCAAAGAGCACCUGAUAUUCCGCCCUAUGGUCCCCGGAGGCAACGACAUUCUCUACUCGGGCAAGUUCAACGUUCAGUCUCUGAAAGACGAGCCACUGGUGGGUGACCUCGAGCCCGAAAAUGCACAUCUGACGUGCUUUGCUGGCGGCAUGUUUGGUAUGGGCGCGAAGCUCUUCGACCGUCCCGAAGACCUCGAGAUUGCGAAGAAACUCACAGAAGGCUGUAUUUACGGCUACGACAUGACAGCGACCGGCAUCAUGCCAGAAGGCUACGACGCCGUGCCUUGCGAAAGCCGAACCGAGUGUCCCUGGAACGAGACGCUGUACCACGAACUCAUCGAUCCGCGCUCAGACUGGCGCAUGGAGAACUACCAAGAGCAACUCCAGCAAUACCAGACCCAACUCGUAUCUGCCUUGUCUUGGUACGAAGAGGCGAUGGCUCUAUACACUGCUGUUCCUGAGCCUGUUGCAAAUCCAAUGGUUCCAGCACAAGCCACACCUACACCCUCUUAUGUCUUCGCAGACACCCUUGAUCGCCGCCAAUUGAUCGAUCUUCUCGACGACGCAACCCAUGUCAACGUCGAAGACACACCCGGUGUCCCCGCUAAACCCGCAAACCCCUCGCCGCCAGCCGCUGUUCGACCACUCGCUGUUCCUCACACCCCUCUUGAGUCCCAGGAUCACGACUCGGUCAUGGGCGGUGAGCCUGAAGAGGGUGAAGGCCCGCCCACGAAAGUCCAACCUGGCCUCAACAUCCCUGAAGUCGGCAGUUCACCACUGCCCACCCAUACAGCACCGGAGUUUCCAUACUUGUACUCACCGAUGCCGGUCAUGAGCCACAAGGAGUACGUCAAGAACCGCAUUGAGGAAGAGCGCCUCCCCGAAGGUGUCGUCCGCAUCGGAGCGCGGAACUACAUUCUCCGACCCGAGGCCAUCGAGAGCGUAUGGUACAUGUACCGCAUCACCGGCGACCCUCACUGGCGCGAGGCCGGGUGGCGCAUGUUCGAAGCCGUCAACCGUGCAACGACCGCUGAGUUUGGCAACUCAGCGAUCGACGACGUUACGAAAGCGGCCCCGGAGCUCAAUGAUAGUAUGGAGAGCUUUUGGCUUGCGGAGACGCUGAAGUACUUCUAUUUGCUGUUCGCGGAUGAGAAGUUGGUCAGUCUCGAUGAGUGGGUGUUGAAUACUGAGGCGCAUCCUUUUAGACGGCCGACUUGACGCGCGCGUGGAUGGAAGCACAUCCAGGGCAUGGUGUUGUAGAAGUAACAAGGCGUCUCUGGCGUUUGGACAUUGUGUACUGUGGGCUUCGGCCUGAUUGAUACCGCUGGGGGCAGUAGGACUUGCUUGAACACAGGCGGUGAUUAUACCAUAGCAUAGCAUCUAU